GCGAGCAGGGGAAGGCAGCACUCGGCAGAACUUUUGUUUAUCAUUUAUGUUUUCUGAAUUGAAACCGAAAGAGAAACAAAAUAAAAGUGUCGAGUUGUGAAGCAGAUCUCAGUGAGAGAGAAUCGCACUUCGAAUUCAAAACUUGCUUUCGAAACCCUAAGUAGGAACAAGAAGGAGAAGAAGAUGUCGACUGAGAGACACGCUACCUCGCCUUCCGCUUCUCCCGAAGACAAUUCCAUGUUUAUUGAUAUACUGCAUGAAGCUCCUUUAUUCGGCCACAGGAAGUCCAGGAGCCUUUUCGGGAGCAUUUUCUACUUCUUGAUACUGGCGUCCUAUGCUGUUUUGGCUGCAGCAGCUCCAUGGAUAUUUAGUCCGAUACAGGGGUUGAUUCCCAUAUUGCUUUGCAGUUGCGAUGUUCUUCUUUUGAUAGUAACAGGCAUCUUUCAACAAUAUUUGGUUUACCAAGUCCAGAAAAUAAGGUUGCAGGGCUAUUAUAGUUUCAGCCAGAAAUUGAAGCACAUUGUUCGCCUACCUUUUGCCAUUACUGCUUAUGAUUGUUGCUUAGGAACUGCUGCUAUGCUGCUUGUCAUGGCUUGGAGGCCCCACAUCGGUAUUCUUUCUAUCUCUGCAUUACUGAGGAUUAUCAUGUUGAUUGAAGCAAUAUGUGCUGGAUCCUUUAUGAGUGCAUACAUAGGAUAUGUGCACCAGUACAAUUCACUGGAUUCUCAACCUGAUGUUUUGAAGUCAUUGUAUUCUCCACUCCAACCAUCAAGUUCUCUCGAAGGUUUAAGGUACAAUGAUGGCGGUCGGCUCUCUGACCAGCAAAUGGCUUUGUUGCAAUAUCAGCGUGAGAAUCUUCACUUUUUGAGUGAGGAGAUUCUUCAAUUGCAAGAGUGUUUAAGCAAGUAUGAGAGAUCUGGUGAUGGUAGCACACCUCAGGUUGAUCUUGCCCAUCUCUUAGCAGCUCGUGAUCAGGAAUUGCGCACAUUAUCUGCUGAGAUGAAUCAACUGCAGUCUGAGCUAAGGCUUGCACGGUCUUUGAUUGCUGAGAGGGAUUCUGAAGUCCAGCGUGUUCGCAAUACAAACAAUCAGUAUGUGGAAGAGAAUGAAAGGCUGAGAGCUAUUUUAGCUGAAUGGAGCACUCGAGCAGCAAAGCUUGAACGGGCAUUGGAAGUAGAGCGGAUGUCAAAUCUUGAUUUGCAAAAGAAGAUUUCAGCAUUGAAAAAUCAAUCGCAGGUAUCACCCGACCAAAGUUGACAGCGAGGUGCGUAGUUUCCAUGAUCAUAAAAUAUUUUAGCAUUUUUCACACCCCAGUUUCUACUCUUAAUUUCCCACUGUGGAAAGUAUUAGAACAUGGAGUGAAGAGUUGGUAUGUACGUAUCAGUUUGAGGUAUAAGGCUUUUUCAGAGGGUAUAAAAUUCACUGCAAUUGCAGCAAGAUCAUCCAGUUCUUUCAUUGUCUCGUACAUAUAUGCAUCUAUCAUUUUCCAUGGCACGUUUCUACA
This is a messenger RNA of Tripterygium wilfordii, 1504 nucleotides long. Its product is annotated as protein FIP1-like. The coding region runs from base 184 to 1257 and encodes 357 amino acids. Lineage: Eukaryota; Viridiplantae; Streptophyta; Magnoliopsida; Celastrales; Celastraceae. Gene Ontology annotation, cellular component: lysosomal membrane; late endosome. The record is from RefSeq and is a predicted model, not a curated record. The transcript has 14 exons.